Hypanus sabinus (Atlantic stingray) is the source of this 2064-nucleotide messenger RNA. Its product is annotated as leucine-rich repeat-containing protein 75A-like. The record is from RefSeq and is a predicted model, not a curated record. NCBI's taxonomy places the organism in Eukaryota, Metazoa, Chordata, Chondrichthyes, Myliobatiformes, Dasyatidae. The transcript is spliced from 3 exons. The annotation marks the transcript as partial.
ACAGGCUCUGAUCAGCUGUCUUCUCUCCUACAGGACCUGGGCCUGGAAGGGACAUCGUUGAACGAUGUCCUUUAUAAACACACAGCUCUCCUGAAUCUGGUGGAUCCCAUUUCUCAUGAACUGCUGAUGAACCUGGCCCGAGACAUCCAGUGCCCCAAGAAGGAGCUGGAGUCGUUGAAGUCCGCGGAGAAACUCUGCCGACAGCUCAUCUACCACCUGACACCCCAUGCCAAGUGGCAGCGACAGGCAGUCUCCCGGCACACACAGCCCUGUCUGAAAACAGCUUUGCAGAGGAGAAUAGCGAAUGACUCAUUGGAUCUUUCGGGAAUGCCACUGCCUCCCAGGGACAUUCAGCGUGUGGCCUAUCACAUACAGCUGAACCGCGACCACCUCAUCUCCAUCGACCUGAGUUUCACAGAGCUGACAGACGAUAGCCUGCAGUUCCUGCUGCCGUUCCUGGCAUCCCUGCCCAAACUCACCAACCUGGCCCUGAACGGGAACCGCCUGACCAAGGUGGUACUCAGGGAAAUGACGGAGAUGAUGAAGGAGCCAAAUGUAUUCCCAGCACUGUCCUGGAUUGACCUGGGAAACAACGCAGAUAUCUGCUCCAUGCCGCAGCCUCUGCUGGUGGGCCUGCGACGCCGGUGUAGUCUGCAGGGAGCACUGCCCACCAUCCAGGAACAUUCCGAGAACCAGGCCAGCGACCAGGAGACGGAGCUGGGGGAGGUCAGCCAAUCCCGGGAGGAGGACCAGGAUGAGGUCAGCCAAUCCCAGGAGGAGGACCUGGGUGAGGUCAGCCGAUCCCAGGAAGUGGAGGAGGGUGAAGUCAGCCAAUCACAGGAAGAGGAGGAGGAGGAGGGUGAGGUCAGCCAAUCCCAGCAGGUGGAGGAGGGUGAGGUCAGCCAAUCCCAGGAGGUGGAGGAGGGUGAACUCAGCCAAUCCCGGGAGGAGGAGGAGGGUGAGGUCAGCCAAUCCCAGGAGGUGAAGGAGGACCAGGGUGAGGUCAGCCAAUCCCGGGAGGAGGAGGAGGAGGGUGAGGUCAGCCAAUCCCGGGAGGAGGUGGAGGGUGAGGUCAGCCAAUCCCGGGAGGAGGAGUGUGAUGUCGACCGAUCCCAAGAGGAGGAGCAAGGUGAGUUUAGCCAAUCCCGAGAGGAGGGCCAGGGUGAAUUCUGCCAAAUCCAAGAAGAGGUCAGCCAAUCCAAAGAGGAGCAGGGUAAAGUCAGCCAAUCCCGGGAGGAGCAGGGUAAAGUCACCCAAUCUCAAGAGGAGAAGCAGGGGCUCAUGUCCCAGGCAGAGCAGAGCCAAUCUCAGGGGGAGGGGGACAGCCCCUGGCAAGGGGUGCAGAGGGAAGCUGGAGCCCAGCAAUACUGCCAGAGGUGACCGAGCGCAGUUGUGCCGGGGCAAGGACUGAGCUUUGAGAAAGAGGGGGACUGAAGCCCAGUGUUCCAAGCUGCCAUUGCCUGAAGCCCGUCAACCUCCCUGUUUGCCACACGCUGUCGGAGUGACAGCCCGCGGCAGGAACGCUGCCUCCUGCUUCCUGGCUCCCUUACGGACAGGAACGUGGACUUCUGCCGAGAUCAAGGGUCAGCAAGGCCACGAGCCGGGGACGAUCACGGAAUCAGAGGAGGGGAAGAGGGGCUUUGGCAACUCUCAACCCAGGGAGGUGUUGCCACGACCCGGUGGGAUGUGUUGUAGACCUGCCACCCCGCACAGGAGCAGCCAGUUUGACAAUCACUGGGUGGGGGUCAAGGCCAGCCACCUGCCAGCGUCCCCAGACUGUGCAUGUAUGUGUCUGUGCUUGUAUUAACAGCUGGAUUUGCUCAGACGUGUUCGCUGUCCCUGUCCGAAUUUCAGUGUGGUGUAGCCAUAGUCGGUGUCAGCUGGCCCAGGGGAAGGCCUGACACCCGUCCACUGAGAGCUCCGGGUGGGGAUGUCUCCAUCACUGUCAUCUGCAGUUCCAGCAGCCGGGUCCAGCCCCCUGCUGUGCUCUCCGUGUGCAAUUGUUGAUGUUUAUCUGGAACGUUUGUGUGCAGCUCUCCUCAUUAAAGUUACGCUUUGAAUGUU